Molecule: messenger RNA, 1227 nt
Organism: Olea europaea var. sylvestris
Lineage: Eukaryota; Viridiplantae; Streptophyta; Magnoliopsida; Lamiales; Oleaceae
Exons: 5
Coding region: 156-896 (246 amino acids)
Source: RefSeq, a predicted model, not a curated record
ACUUGACAUGUACCUCUCAGGUCCAUCACAAGGAAAACGAAAAUCAAGAUUUGCUUUAUCUGGUGGAUAGAGAUAUGGUUGUCUUCAUCUUCAUCUUCUCCUCAUCUCUUCACUUACCCUUUCCCUUUCCCUUUCCCCUUUAAUUUUGCUUCAAUAUGGCCGAAAUUGCGGUGUUUCCGUGGUGCCAAAUGGUGUUGGGCGGCGGCUCGCAUUUCAAAGGGAGGCUGACUAAGCAAAGUCCAAAAUGGCAAUGCAAGAUACUCAGACCACGGUCGAUGCUAGUGAAAACCCAAAUGACGAAUUCUUCUACUUACAUUUCCAGAAUUUCCACUGAUAUUCCUCUUUAUGAAAAGCCUGGGGCUUCAUUUGAUCAGUAUUUAGAGGAUAAGCCUAGAGUAUUUAAAGCCAUUUUUCCUGAUAAACGAAGGAGCCAACAACUUAAUGAGGAAGAGUGGAGAGUACAUAUGCUACCUAUAGAGUUUCUAUUCCUCACCGUGCACCCCGUAAUUGACAUGAGGUUGAGAUGUAAAUCAAAUGGGACAGGAUACCCACCUGGGGUACCCUGCCAUAUCUCAAAGGUUCUUGAGCUUGACAUUAUUAGAUGGGAACUGCAGGGGCUAGACGACAUGCUUAAGCCGUCUCAGUUUUCCCUUGGUGUAAAAGGGGCCCUAUAUCCUGACAGAAGUGGACCACGAAGUAGGCUCAAAGGUCAACUACAGAUGAGCAUAAGCUUUGUUCUACCUCCUUUGCUUGCUUUAGUCCCUGAAAAUGUUCGACGAGAUGUCUCAGAAUCAAUCCUAAGGAGAUUGGUGGAGAACAUGAAGAAUAAGGUCAAUGGCAGCUUGAUUUCCGACUAUAGCGAAUUCAAGAGGGAAAGACCAAAGGCUUUAACAUAAGAUCGAAUUUGAUAUGAUAAAAAAUUCAGACAACUGGGAGGUUGGUAGAUUAUUUGGUCAAAAUGGGAAGCCUGAAAAUUGAAGAAACCUAUUUGAGGCCUUAGGAAUGCUGGUUUAUUAGUUGAGGCUCGGCAAACACCAUUUUUACAUUUUUUUAUUGUACUUAGUUUUCCCCUUGAGUGCAGUUUUUCAGGAUUUUGAGUGUAAAAUGUAGAGGAUGUUUGCGCAUUACAGGAUAAUCGCGUUAAUGUAGACUGAGAAUUGUUGAUAUCACUCUUUUUCCUCUUUUCUGAAUGUAAUUUCAAAAGUCAAGACGUUCAUAAUUUAUGCU